Messenger RNA from Monodelphis domestica (gray short-tailed opossum), 2589 nucleotides. Its product is annotated as protocadherin alpha-2. Gene Ontology annotation, biological process: homophilic cell-cell adhesion. Gene Ontology annotation, molecular function: calcium ion binding. The record is from RefSeq and is a predicted model, not a curated record. Gene Ontology annotation, cellular component: plasma membrane. Lineage: Eukaryota; Metazoa; Chordata; Mammalia; Didelphimorphia; Didelphidae.
AUGGACCUCGAAAAUGUUCAGACUGAGACCUCAAAGGAAGGAACGAUCUUCAAGUUAGACCUUACUGCCAGAGUGUGUGAUGGGGAUCCGGAGGGGGUUAUACCCAGAGAACUGGAUAAUGUGCACCUUACUGCACCAGGACCAAGAGGAGCUGAAGCAGCUGAAGUUCCAGGUGAGCGCUUAGGUCUCAGGCUUCACUCCCUUGGACGUCAACAAGCCACCUUCUGUUGUUUUCGCUUCUGCUCCACAUAGCCUGGGAUGGGAAGCGGCCAGGUCCAUUACUCGCUGCAGGAGGAAGCUAGACACGGUACGUUUGUGGGGCGCAUCGCGCAGGACCUGGGCCUGGAGGUUGGGGAACUGGUGUCUAGGUUGUUCCGGGUCGUGUCCAAGGGCCGCACGGACUACCUGGAGGUAAAUGUGCAGAAUGGUAUUUUGUUUGUGAAUUCUUGGAUCGACCGUGAGGAACUGUGCGGUCGCAGCCCUGUUUGUAGCAUCCACCUGGAGGUGAUCGUGGACAAGCCACUGCAGGUUUUUCAUGUGGAGGUGGAGAUUAAGGACGUUAAUGACAACCCUCCGGUAUUCCCAACGAAGUCAAAAAAUCUCUUUUUUUCAGAAUCCAGGCCACUAGACUCUACUUUUCCGUUAGAGGGAGCAUCCGAUGCAGAUACAGGGACUAAUGCUCUGCUGAGCUAUAGGCUUAGUCCGAAUGAAUAUUUCUCUUUGGAUGUACAGACAAAUGAGGAACUGAGUCAAUCUCUGUCCCUUGUGCUCAGGAAACCUCUGGACCGAGAGGAAACAUCAAGGGUUAAUUUAUUGUUAAUCGCCACAGACGGGGGCAAACCAGAACUCACAGGGACCGUUCAUUUGCUCAUUAAGGUGCUGGAUGUGAAUGAUAAUGAACCAGUGUUUGACCAAUCACUUUAUAAAGUCCGAUUACUUGAAAAUACAGCAAACGGAACAUUGGUGAUCAAACUGAAUGCUUCUGACUCAGAUGAAGGAUCCAAUAGCGAGGUCAUUUAUUCUUUCAGUAGUGAUGUUCCUUCAACUGUGCAGAACAAGUUCAAAAUAGAUGCUAGGACCGGGGAAAUUAGAAUUAAGGGGCAAUUGGAUUAUGAAGAAGCCAAAUCAUAUGAAAUUCAGGUAAUUGCUUCUGAUAAGGGAACUCCAUCAAUGUCUGGCCACUGUAAAGUCUCACUGAAAGUUCUGGACAUCAAUGAUAACGCCCCUGAGGUAUUCAUCACCUCACUAUCACUGCCAGUUCGAGAAGAUGCCUCUCCAGGCACAGUUAUUGCCCUCAUCAGCGUGUCGGACCGUGACUCGGGUGCCAACGGGCAAGUGACUUGCUCACUUUCUCCCCAAGGGUCCUUUACACUGGUUUCUACCUUCAGGAAUUACUAUUCACUAGUGCUGGAGGGACUACUGGACCGCGAAAGCGUGCCUGCCUAUGAGCUGGUGGUCACUGCCAGGGAUGGUGGUACGCCAGCCCUUUGGGCCGAGACCAGCUUGUCUGUGGGAAUCUACGACGUAAAUGACAAUGCGCCGGUCUUCGAGCAGCCAGAGUACACUGUAUUUGUGAAGGAGAACAACCCUCCUGGUUGCCACAUCUUCACAGUGUUAGCAUCCGACACGGAUGCAUUGGAGAACUCUCUAGUGUCUUACUCGCUGGUGGACCGACAAGUGGGAGAACGUCUACUGUCCAGUUAUGUGUCUGUGCACUCGGAGAGCGGGAAAGUGUACGCCCUGCAGCCCCUGGAUCACGAGGAGCUGGAGUUGCUGCAGUUUCAGGUGAGCGCCCGCGACGCGGGCUUCCCUCCUCUGGCCAGCAAUGUAAGCCUGCAGGUGUUCGUGCUUGAUGAGAACGACAACGCGCCAGCUGUGCUACCACCUCACGCCGGCAUUAGUUCAGUAUCAGAGCUGGUAUCACAGUCGGUAGCAGCAGGUCAUGUGGUGGCGAAGAUCAGAGCUGUGGAUGCAGAUUCGGGUUAUAAUGCAUGGCUGUCUUACGAAUUGCAGCCAGAGGUGGGUGUAAGUCGCAGCCCUUUUCGCGUGGGAUUGUACACUGGAGAGAUCAGUACGAUUCGGGCCCUGGAGGAGUCGGAUGGACCGAGACAGACGCUGUUAGUGUUGGUGAAAGACCAUGGGGAGCCUCUUCUGUCUGCCACAGCUACAGUGAUCUUGUCUUUAGUUGAGAGUGGACUCUCAGUGAAGGCCUCAUCUGGGAUAGCUCGCCAGUCGGAGGUGGUGGACAUGUCGAAAGAGAAUGUCUUGGGAGACGUGAACGUCUAUCUAAUCAUAGCCAUCUGCGCUGUGUCCAGUCUCUUGGUGCUAAGCUUGUUGCUGUAUGUGGCUCUAAAAUACUCCACUCCCUUUCGGGCUGUCUACAGUCCUGGGAAGCCCACACUAGUAUGCACUAGUGGAAUGAAUAGCUGGUCAUAUUCCCAGAAGCGAGGGCAGAGGAUUUGCUCCGGAGACGGGAUAUUCAAGAACGACCUCAUGGCCUUCAGUCCCAACCUCCCUUCGUGUCCUUCUUCUGAGGACAGAAGUCCACAGCCAGAGUUAGGUUCUGCUCCUUCUUGUAAGGUGAGUUGA